Candidozyma pseudohaemuli is the source of this 924-nucleotide messenger RNA. It is a transcript of the gene LSP1, whose product is annotated as lipid-binding protein. Gene Ontology annotation, molecular function: lipid binding. Gene Ontology annotation, biological process: negative regulation of protein kinase activity; endocytosis; eisosome assembly. The record is from RefSeq and is a predicted model, not a curated record. The transcript has a single exon. The coding region runs from base 1 to 924 and encodes 307 amino acids. Gene Ontology annotation, cellular component: eisosome filament; plasma membrane. NCBI's taxonomy places the organism in Eukaryota, Fungi, Ascomycota, Pichiomycetes, Serinales, Metschnikowiaceae.
AUGCACAGAACCUACUCCUUGAGAUCCCUGAGAGCCCCUACCGCUGCUCAAUUGCAGGCUCCUCCUCCACCUCCUUCUUCCACCAAGUCCAAGUUCUUUGGCAAGGGCUCGCUUUCCUCUUCUUUCAGAAAGCAAACUGCCGGUGCCUGGGGCCCCGAGUUGCUGAGAAAGUUGGCCCAGUUGGUCAAGAUGGAGAAGAACUUGAUGCGUUCUAUUGAAAUCACCUCCAACGAGAGAAAGGAGACCGCUAAGCAGUUGUCCUUGUGGGGUGAGGCCAACGACGACGACAUUUCCGACAUCACUGACAAGUUGGGUGUUUUGAUUUACGAGAUUGGUGAGUUGGAGGACCAGUUCAUCGACAGAUACGACCAGUACAGAAUCACCUUGAAGUCCAUCAGAGACAUUGAGGGUUCCGUGCAGCCUUCUAGAGACAGAAAGCAGAAGAUCACCGACAACAUUGCUUACUUGAAGUACAAGGACCCUCAAUCUCCAAAGAUUAACGUCUUGGAGCAGGAGUUGGUCAGAGCCGAGGCUGAGUCUCUUGUUGCUGAGGCCCAGUUGUCUAACAUCACCAGAGAGAAGUUGAAGACUGCCUUCAACUACCAGUUUGACUCCACCAGAGAGCACGCUGAGAAGAUCGCCUUGAUUGCCGGCUACGGUAAGGCCCUCUUGGAGUUGUUGGACGAGUCCCCAGUCACCCCAGGUGAGACCAGACCUGCCUACGACGGCUACGAGGCCUCCAAGCAGAUCAUUGUCGACGCCGAGAACGCCUUGGCUGCCUGGACUUUCGACACCGCCGUUGUCAAGCCAACCUUGUCUUUCGCUGCCCACGAGGACUACGAUGCCGAUGAAUUGGCUGAGGAGACCGAGAACUUGAAGGUCACCGAAAACGAGUGGGAGGAGGAGCAGAAGGCUCACGCUUAA